AUGGGACCUCCUCCUGGUCGAUUGCUGUUAGUCUCGUUUGAGACUCUGAGCAUGGGGCGCUGUCCUUUGCUCUCUGGUCGGUGCUGAGCUGUUCCCAGCCCUAGCCUGGUUCCUUCACCUUCCCCGGGCAGGGGCAGGGGCCGGCCGGGGCUGCCCAGGCUGCUGUGGGCCCGGGAUGAGCCGAGCAGAGGGGACCCGGAGAGGAAGGGAAGGACAGGAUACAGCCAGGAGCAGCUUGGAGCCGGGGAAGGGGAGAGCCGGGCGGGGCGGGCGGAGAGCCGGGCGGGGCGGGCGGAGAGGGGCGGGCGGCGGGGCGAGGCGAACACACGCAGCCUCCCACAGCCACAGCCACAUCCCCUCCCUCCGCCUGCCCUGACAGCCGCCCGGAGCCGCACCGCCUCCCGCCCCUGCCGCCGGCUCCCCGUGCCCACCCUCCGUCCCUUCCUGCUGCCGCCGGACCGGGGCGGCCGCUCCGCCAGCUGCAUGCCCGGAGCGGAGCGGGAGCGGGAGCAGGACGGCGCCAGAAAAAAAAUGAAUUCUGAAAGCUCAGCCCUUACCAUGAGUAGCCCUGCCAUAAUAAACCAGUGUGCCAGAGGAGGAAUGGAACAAGAAAAAGCUUGGCCGAAACAGCAGCAACAGAAUAAUUUUUCCUUGUUUCCUUCCACCAAGGGCUGGAAUUUCAGAGGGAAAAAGCGGAAAAAGAGUACUCAAGAUGAAGACACAAUCAGUAUCUGCAGCCUGGAUACAAGUGAGCCCAGCAACAAACGGGUCAAGCCUCUUUCCAGAGUCACAUCCCUGGCCAACCUCAUCCCUCCGGUGCGAGCCACCCCUCUGAAGCGCUUCAGCCAGACCCUGCAGCGCUCCAUCAGUUUCCGCAGCGACAGUCGCCCCGACCUGUUCAGCCCACGGCCAUGGUCUCGAAAUGUGCCCCCUGCUAACACAAAGAGGAGAGACAGCAAACUGUGGAGUGAGACCUUUGAUGUCUGUGUCAAUCACAUGCUUACAUCCAAGGAAAUCAAGCGGCAAGAGGCUAUCUUUGAACUUUCCCAGGGAGAAGAAGACUUGAUAGAAGAUCUGAAAUUGGCAAAAAAGGCUUAUCAUGACCCAAUGCUUAAGCUUUCCAUAAUGACAGAGCGAGAGUUGAACCAAAUUUUUGGAACACUGGACUCUCUAAUUCCUCUGCAUGAAGAUCUUCUUAGGCGACUUCAAGAAGUCAGGAAACCUGAUGGAUCAACAGAUCAUGUUGGCCACAUCCUCGUGGGUUGGCUUCCAUGCCUGAACUCCUAUGACAGCUACUGCAGCAAUCAAGUGGCAGCCAAGGCUUUACUGGAUCACAAGAAACAGGAUCACAGAGUACAGGAUUUCCUGCAGCGCUGCUUGGAGUCUCCUUUCAGCCGCAAGCUGGACCUUUGGAAUUUCCUCGACAUCCCCAGAAGCCGCUUGGUGAAAUACCCGCUGCUGCUCAGAGAAAUUUUAAGGCACACACCAAAUGAUCACCCUGAUCAACAGCAUCUGGAAGAAGCUAUAAAUAUAAUUCAGGGCAUUGUGGCUGAAAUCAACAUAAAGACUGGUGAAUCUGAAUGCCAGUAUUACAAAGAGAGACUUAUUUAUCUUGAAGAAGGCCAAAGGGAUUCAUUGAUUGAUAAUUCACGUGCUGUGUGCUGUCAUGGGGAACUGAAGAACAACAGGGGAGUGAAGCUGCAUGUCUUCCUCUUCGAAGAGGUGCUGGUGAUCACUCGGGCCGUGACCCACAAUGACCAGCUGUGCUACCAGCUGUACCGGCAGCCAAUUCCCGUCAGGGAGCUGGUGCUGGAGGACCUGCAGGAUGGAGAGGUGCGCCUGGGUGGAUCCAUCCGUGGAGCAUUCAGCAACAAUGAGAGAAUCAAAAACUUCUUUAGAGUCAGCUUCAAAAAUGGAUCCCAAAGCCAGACUCACUCUCUCCAAGCCAAUGACUCCUUCAACAAGCAGCAGUGGCUGAACUGUAUCCGGCAGGCCAAGGAGAAGGUUGCGUGUGCGGGCAGGGCUGGCGGGCUGGAAGCACAUUUCCUUGUGUCACCCCAUGGACGCAGAGUGGCCCAGGGAGAGGCUGCCCUGGAGCAGAUGGAGCAGUCAGACUGUGAGUCAGACUGCAGCAUGGACACCAGCGAGCUCAGUGCCGACUGCGAGCGCAUGGAGCAGACGAACUCUUGUGACAGCCAAAAGCAAAUAGAAACCAACGUCUGACAAAAACUUGGAGUUCAUGGAAGAAAACCUGUCUCUUACCUGUACAGUAUUUGCAUUCCAUACAUGGAACCAUUUGGAGAAGCACUUUUAGAAUAUUUUUUGUGACAAUGUCAAUGCAGUUCGUGUAUUUGUUCCUGUGAGUGUCGUACUGUAACUGCCCAUCUGUAUAAGCUGGAAUCUCCUGCAACUCAUGCUCUGUGAUUAUAUUCCAUAAACACCCAAGGUGGAUUAAAGAGGUACUUGACCAGUUAUUCUCAAUGUCCUGCUGUAAACAGAAUCUCUAAACUACUGUUUCUAUAUGCAUUACAUAAAUAACCUUUUCCUAAUUUUUAAUUACUUAUUUGCCCUUUAAAGGGAGAGCUGAAGAUGUGGACUUAAUAUGGAAUUUCAGGAUGGGUGUCAAGAUAAUAAGUUUUCUUAAAGGCAUGUAAAGAAAAGAUAGUUUCUUGGAACAAAAAAGAAAACUGUCUUGCAAUAACCUAUCCAAACUCCUGUGGUAUUAAAUCAACAAGAACUAUAAACAGCGGGCCAUGGAACCAGGGACUCUAUAGGGAUUUAUUUAUCAAAAGGAAGCACUGUCCUAAGAUCCAGCAGUCAAACUAACUAAAAAUCUGGAAAUUUCAAAUGAUCAGCAUAGUAAGAUGGUGUAUUAUUCAAAGCAUGCAAUGCUAAAAAUAAUCAACUGAGAAAACCACAACCAAACCUUUACAGCCAGCACUGAAUGAAAUGAAAUGCUGAGAAUACUGGAUGUUUGUAAAUAAGCUGGUAAUUUGCUUUCAGUGCCAUAUAUAUAUAUAUAUUAUCCCAAACAGAAUAAGAAUGGAAAGGAGCUUUUGCUUGUGAAUAGGCCCUCUUCAGCAUUUUGCACUUCACUGACCUCCACUGUUGGUUUUAAGCACCACUAAUGUUAAAACAUUUAAUUUUCUGUAAAUGUCUGUUUACAAUUACAUGUAGUUGGUUUUUAAAACUAAGUGAUGAUUUUAUAUAAAUGGUGCUCUACAAAUACCCUGUGGGAUUAUGUAGAGAGAGUUUAAACAAAAAGGGAAUUGUUUGUCCUUUAAGGGUGUAUUACACCCUUUUUACUUUCCUCAAGUUUUGUUAUAAAAAUUUUUGUUGCAUUUAAUUUUGUACUGUAAUUGGAAAUGUCACUGUGUUUUCUGGUGGCUGAUUUAACCUACUCAUUAUGAUGAGAAGCAGAUGAGUCACUUAAAUGCAGUCUAAAACACACAGUUGAACAUCCUGGAAUCCCUGGGUAAUAUUUUACUUCUUACUGUAAGAAAUAAUGCCAGUGCUGUAUGAUAUAUUACAAAUUUUAAAUGAAUCUUGGUAUUACACAAGAUAACCUGUGCAAAGUACUUGUAACAACAGAAGUAGAAAAACUGCUAAGUUAUUGCCAAAAAUAUUUUUCUUGUGUUCUACAAGUUUACAUAAAAUUUACUAAGUAUCUUACAUAUACAUAUGCUGAUGUGCAUUACAGAAAUCAGUGUGACAAGAUGAUAAACAAUAUAAAACAAGGUAUUUUUAUUUUUUAAAAAAAUUGCAUUUUUACCCUAUAGAACAUAUUUCUGUAUUUAUAGUUUAAAAAAAAAAGGCAAUUUCUUUUCUUUUUCAGGCUUUGUAAUUUAUUUCAACUGCUUCAUUUUUAGAUCUGAAUGAGUAUACCAGUGAAGAUGAAAGGCAAAAUUUGCAGAAGAAAAGGCAUAGGGAAAUUGUUCAGUAAAAAUGUUGAAAAAGAGCAAAAAGCAUGUAAAAUGUUCAGAUAGAGAAGAAAGAAUGAAUGUGUGUAUUGACUCUUUUUUUAUUUUUUUAAUAAUGGCCUUAAAACUUUUCUGGAAGCAUUUCAAAUAAAUUACAUUAAACCAUUUUGAUUUUUAUUUGGUUUGGUUGGUUGUGCAAGAAGACUACGAAAAGAUUUAACGUAAGUGACCAAAGCUUGUAUUUUGUUUCUUAUGAACUGGCACAUAUUUGGGUCUAAUUUGCUAAAUGCACAGCAGUAACAGAAACAAGUCACUGCACUCAAUUCACCAUAUUCCCCAAAGUUCUGUAUUACAGUCUAAGUAAGUAAGUAGGUGGAACAAAAAUUUACUGUCCUGUCAUCAGUUUCUCUCUCAUAAUUCCUUGUGGGUCACAAUUGAAAUGAUUAAUUUUGGGGUAUACAGCAGCUGCCAGCCAGCCAGGAGAUCUCAGAAGAUUAAUUUACAUGUGUUUACUAUAAUUUAGCCACCCACUCACUGUUCAGUAUUCUGGAGUGCAAGUGUUUUGGCUGUGCUUUGUAGUCGACAUGCACUUAGCUACUGAUUGAUCUAAUAAAUCCUAAUGAUGUUGCA
This is a messenger RNA of Catharus ustulatus (Swainson's thrush), 4550 nucleotides long. It is a transcript of the gene ARHGEF3, whose product is annotated as Rho guanine nucleotide exchange factor 3. The record is from RefSeq and is a predicted model, not a curated record. Gene Ontology annotation, biological process: intracellular signal transduction; positive regulation of Rho protein signal transduction. Gene Ontology annotation, molecular function: guanyl-nucleotide exchange factor activity. Lineage: Eukaryota; Metazoa; Chordata; Aves; Passeriformes; Turdidae.